Molecule: messenger RNA, 1272 nt
Organism: Acanthamoeba castellanii str. Neff
Lineage: Eukaryota; Discosea; Longamoebia; Acanthamoebidae
Product: encystationmediating serine proteinase
Exons: 8
Coding region: 1-1272 (423 amino acids)
Biological process (GO): proteolysis
Molecular function (GO): serine-type endopeptidase activity
Source: RefSeq, a predicted model, not a curated record
AUGAAGCUAGUAGAGCACACCAUCCCCCUCCUCCUUCUGCUCGUCCUCUUCUACUGCGCCCUGUUCGCCCGGGCCAACCAACAUAUUGCUCCGCUGAACGUGGCCCACAAUGCCUCGCAUCACAUCGACGGCGAGUACCUGGCCCUCCUUCAGUCUGACAUUCCUCUGCCCCACUUCGAAAUGCACGUGGCCGCCUUGCGGUCGGCCCUCGUCGCUGAUGGCAGCGAAUUGAAGCGCAGUUAUGCCAUCGGCGACAGCUUCCGCGCGCUCCACCUCAAGCUAUCGCCCGCCUCGCUCCAAAAAGUGCGGGAGCACCCCUUGGUGGUCCUGGUCGAGGAGAAUCAGGUGGUCCACUCCCUCCAAUCGCCCGAGGAGUGCAAAGAACAAGAAGACGUCGUCUGGAACUUGGCCCGCAUCGACACGCACGACAUCAACCAAGUGGACGACGACUACAACUACAGAUACACGGGACAGGGAGUGGACGCUGGUGUGCUGAUCACUCACGUGGAAUUCCAAGGCCGCGCUGAGUGGGGCGCCAACUUCGUGGGCGAUGGCAUCGACACCGACUGCUUCGGUCAUGGCACACACGUGGCCGGCAUUCUCGGGGGCCGUGUCUACGGCGUCGCCAAGCAUGUCCACAUCAUCGCUGUCAAGGUGCUCGGGUGCGGUGGAACGGGCAGCUGGGAUGGCGUGAUCUCGGGCAUCGACUGGAGUGUGAACCGAGCCCUGCAGAAGUGCCGUCCCUCCGUCGUCAACAUGUCUCUCGGCGGCAACCGCUUGGCCACCGUCAACGCCGCCGUUGCUGCUGGUGUUGAGGCUGGAGUGACGUUCGUGGUGGCCGCCGGCAACGAGAACGCCGACGCCUGCACGGUGAGUCCGGCGAGCGAGCGCAAGGCGAUCACCGUGGCCGCCUCCACGAUCGCCGCCACCGAGGCCGGCAGCCCCAAGGACCGUCGCGCCAGCUUCAGCAACUUUGGCAAGUGCGUGGACAUCUUCGCGCCGGGCGAGCUGAUCAAGUCGGCCUGGAUCGACGUGCCGGGCCUGCCGCCCAACGUGGUCUACAACACCGUCUCCGGCACCUCGAUGGCGAGCCCACACGUGGCCGGCGCCGCUGCGAUCCUAUUGGACGAGUUCCCUCGCUACUCGCCGGCCCAGGUGGAGAAGGCGCUCAACCGGGAGGCGACCAAGGGCGUGAUUGACCUGGCCUGCCCACCGGAUACAGACACGGCCUGUCCAUGUACGCCCAACAAGCUGCUCUACACCAACUGCUGA